UCGCAGUGGAAUGGAUGAGAAACCAGUUGUACUGGACUGAUACGACAGAUGAUGUUAUACGAGUAUCAGACCUAGAGGGCAAAAAUACCCGUAUCUUAAUUUCUUUAGGUCUUGAUGAGCCUCGAGGGAUUGUACUUGACCCUGAGCGCGGUUCCAUGUUCUGGACUGAUUGGGGAGCUGCGCCAAAAAUAGAAACAGCAGCAUUAAAUGGAACUGAGCGCAUUACCCUGGUGAACACAAGUCUUCAAUGGCCGAACGGCAUCACUCUUGAUAGGAAACGCAUGCUCGUAUUCUGGGUUGAUUCCGGGACAGACACACUGGAGUCAAUUAAUUAUGAUGGCAACAACAGAACUUUGCUUUUCGUGAAAAUCGAUUUUCACCUUUUUGGAGUAACUUUUAAUUCUCCCUAUAUAUUCGUAUCUGAAUGGGAUUACAAAAGUGUUUACAAAAUGAACAUUUCCAGUGGGACGAUAGCUGGGACACAUUAUUUUGGCGGCCUAAACAAGAUCAUGGGAAUUGUGCCGUUCGACAGCUCUUGGCAGCGGCGGGGGUCUGGUUCUCCAAAAAGAAAAUGUCAGCAGAAUGGUACCUGGAGUGGACAAGAGUUUAUUAAUUGUGGUAAUCAGCAUGGAACAAAAUGUAACUUUUCUUGUCCUAUUGGUUAUCGUUUGAAUGGAUCAUCAGUGAUAACGUGUGUUGCCCCUGGUAACCAACAUCCUGGAGUGUGGAACGACUCUGUACCGACCUGUGAAGUUGUGAUGUGCCCUCUCCCGAUGCCGCCAGCCAAUAGUGUUCGACAAGGAUGCUCUGGGAAUGCAACAGAAUACCCAUAUAGCACUGAGUGUCAGUUCUCCUGCAUUGAGGGUUACACACCAAAUGGUUCUAGCUUGAGAAAAUGCCAAGACAACGGGCUCUGGAGCGGAGGGGGGGAAUUUUAUUGCGAGAGAAUACUAUGUGAGUCUCUUCAACUUCCUCCCAGUAUGAGAACGAACGGCUCUUGCAGCCCGUUACCUGGCAACGCUUGUCAGUUUACCUGCGAACGAGGCUUGAACUUGAUUGGCUCAGCAGUCAGGUGGUGUGAUAAAGAUGGAUCAUGGACCGGCAUGCAACCUCGAUGUGAAGUGAUCGCCUGCCCAGUGUUAUCACUACCGACCAAUGGUGUACUCUUGGGAUGUAACACCAAUACGACGGAGAUGUUAUAUGGCGCAGAAUGCAGGUUCUCUUGUGAGGAUGGAUCUGUAGCAACUGGUUCAACAGUGAGGAGAUGUACAGAAAAUGCAACCUGGACUGGGAUAGAUCUUCAGUGUGCAGGUAUAAGAUCUGAGAACAAUUGGAAUCAUGAAAAUUUAAAAAUUGAUCAUUAGAGAAUUCUGCACAUCAUUUCGAUUGGCGUUCUUGAUCAUGAAA
This is a messenger RNA of Stylophora pistillata, 1407 nucleotides long. Its product is annotated as P-selectin. Lineage: Eukaryota; Metazoa; Cnidaria; Anthozoa; Scleractinia; Pocilloporidae. The record is from RefSeq and is a predicted model, not a curated record.